AUGAGUAAUCAUGAACCCUCCGAAUCAAGAGGCACUAAAAGGGAUUUUAGUACGGCAAUUUUAGAACGCAAGAAGUCGCCGAACCGCCUGGUGGUGGACGAGGCUACUAACGAUGAUAACUCCGUCGUCUCCAUGAACCCGCAAACGAUGGAGAAGCUGAAUAUUUUCCGGGGAGACACUAUCCUCUUGAAGGGAAAGAAAAGGCGGGAUACAGUAGCUAUAAUCCUCGCCGACGAGACUUGCGACGGAUCGAAAAUCAGGAUGAAUAAGGUGGUCCGGUCCAACCUCAGGGUCAGGCUCGGAGACGUUGUUUCAGUACACAGUUGCCCUGAUGUCAAGUACGGGAAACGAAUUCACGUCCUUCCAAUUGACGACAGCAUUGAAGGAAUCACCGGAAACCUGUUUGAUGCGUAUUUGAAGCCUUACUUCUUUGACUCGUACCGACCCGUCAGGAAGGGUGACCUUUUUCUGGUCAGGGGAGGGAUGAGAAGCGUUGAAUUCAAGGUGGUCGAAACCGACCCGGCUGAAUAUUGUGUGGUAGCUCCUGAUACGGAGAUCUUUUGCGAGGGCGAACCGGUUCGAAGGGAGGAUGAAGAAAGUUUGAACGAUGUCGGUUACGAUGACAUUGGAGGCGUUAGGAAACAACUGGCGCUGAUUCGGGAAUCGGUUGAGCUUCCAUUGAGGCAUCCGCAGCUCUUCAAAGCCAUCGGGGUGAAGCCUCCAAAAGGGAUCCUACUUUACGGUCCUCCAGGAACUGGGAAGACAUUGAUUGCCAGGGCUGUGGCUAAUGAGACUGGCGCUUUCUUUUUCCUUAUCAAUGGUCCCGAAAUUAUGUCGAAAUUGGCCGGGGAGAGUGAAACAAACUUAAGGAAGGCGUUUGAGGAAGCCGAAAAGAAUGCUCCGGCUAUCAUCUUUAUUGACGAGCUCGAUUCCAUUGCUCCCAAGCGAGAGAAGACCAACGGGGAAGUAGAAAGAAGAAUAGUUUCACAGCUUUUGACACUUAUGGACGGACUCAAGUCCCGUGCUCAUGUCAUCGUUAUUGGUGCUACAAAUCGUCCCAACAGCAUUGAUCCUGCCCUUAGAAGGUUUGGGAGGUUUGAUAGGGAAGUAGACAUUGGUGUUCCUGAUGAAGUCGGCCGCCUUGAGGUUCUCAGAAUCCACACCAAGAACAUGAAGAUCGAUGAAGGAGUGGAUUUGGAAAGAGUUUCUAAAGAUACACAUGGUUACGUGGGCGCUGAUUUGGCAGCUUUGUGUACUGAGGCUGCGCUUCAGUGCAUCCGGGAGAAGAUGGACGUUAUUGACUUGGAUGACGACUCCAUUGAUGCCGAGAUCCUCAACUCCAUGGCGGUUACCAAUGAUCACUUUCAGACUGCUCUCAGCACAAGCAACCCUUCUGCCCUUCGUGAGACGGUGGUUGAAGUUCCGAAUGUCAGCUGGGAAGAUAUUGGUGGCCUCGAGAGUGUCAAGAGAGAACUUCAAGAGACUGUACAGUAUCCGGUCGAACAUCCCGAGAAGUUUGAGAAGUUUGGAAUGUCUCCGUCCAAGGGAGUCCUCUUCUACGGGCCGCCUGGAUGUGGUAAGACUUUGUUGGCCAAGGCGAUUGCGAAUGAGUGUCAGGCAAACUUUAUCAGUAUCAAGGGUCCUGAGCUGCUUACCAUGUGGUUUGGAGAGAGCGAGGCCAAUAGAGGAAACAGUGUUGGCGAUGCUGGAGGUGCCGCUGAUAGAGUGUUGAAUCAACUCCUGACAGAGAUGGAUGGAAUGAACGCCAAGAAAACCGUUUUCGUCAUUGGCGCAACCAACCGACCCGACAUAAUUGAUCCAGCGCUGUUGAGGCCUGGAAGAUUGGAUCAAUUGAUUUACAUUCCGCUCCCAGAUGAAGAUUCACGGCACCAGAUUUUCAAGGCAUGCCUCAGAAAAUCCCCUGUUUCUAAGGAUGUGGACUUGAGGGCUCUAGCCAAGUUCACUCCAGGAUUCAGUGGUGCUGAUAUUACAGAGAUUUGCCAACGGGCCUGCAAGAAUGCGGUAAGGGAAAAUAUCGAGAAAGGCAAGGAAAAAGAGAGGAAGAGACUAGAAAAUCCUGAUGCUAUGGAGGUGGAGGAAGAAGAUGAAGUUUCCGAAAUCAAGGCAUCUCACUUCGAGGAGUCAAUGAGGUUUGCCCGUAGAAGUGUUACUGAUGCGGACAUACAAAAAUACCAGGCCUUCGCCCAAACUCUCCACCAGUCUAGAGGUUUCGGCUCCGAAUUCCGGUUCAACCAAACAUCUACCGCGGACGCCGGGACAGCCGCAGCUGACCCGUUUGCAAUUUCCAAUGCUGGAGCUGAAGACGACGAAGACCUUUACAGUUAG
Oldenlandia corymbosa var. corymbosa is the source of this 2346-nucleotide messenger RNA. The record is from the annotation of a GenBank genome assembly. Lineage: Eukaryota; Viridiplantae; Streptophyta; Magnoliopsida; Gentianales; Rubiaceae.